Messenger RNA from Ceratosolen solmsi marchali, 1059 nucleotides. The record is from RefSeq and is a predicted model, not a curated record. NCBI's taxonomy places the organism in Eukaryota, Metazoa, Arthropoda, Insecta, Hymenoptera, Agaonidae.
AUGAACAUGGAUGAGCGGAUUUCGAAGGGCAAUUGCAAUAAAGAUGCAGUUGCUGCCUUUAGAUUGACCAAAUUUAUAACUUGGCCUUUGGGUGUUUGGCCUCUGCGUUGCGACGAUUUAUUCUCACGGAUUCGCUUUUAUGUCUGUGUUAUCUUCCAGGUGAUUUUUCAUUGUUUCAAUCAUUCAUUGCUUACGUUGGAUCAGAUGAUGGUGAUGAUUAGCAAUUGUGGAGAUUUUGACUACUUUAUUGAUGAAAUGAUUUCAGAAAUAUGUUCGAUAAUGGGUGUAUUAAAAGCCGUCACUCUUCGUAUCUAUAGUGAUGAUAUUUACAACAUUCUUACUGCAGCUCUUAAUAAAUGUUUUAGCAUCAAAGAUGACGAAUCUUCUAAAGUUCUAAAGCCUUUUAUGAAAGUCGGCUGCUCGAUAACCUACGUUCAACUAAUUAUGUGUCACUUCACGGUUAUCAUAUUUUUAAUUCGUCCUUUAAAUGAGCUCCUAUUUAAUUUUAUAUCUCAAAUCAACAAUAAUCUAGACCGUGGACAUUUUGCGGUAUUGAAACAUGAUAUUAUGAAAAUAAAUGCAAAUUUGAAAGCGACAAGUAAUUGGGAAGAAGAAAUCUAUUCGAUAGUUCAGAGACAUAGCGAACUGCUCGAUUUAGCCGAUACACUGAAUAAAAGAAUAUCCGAAGUAUUGCUUGUAGAGAUUUUAUUGAAUUGUUUAGUUAAUUUAAUAUUGGGUAUGCGGAUAUUAAUAGCUAUGAAAUUGGGGCAAAAUAUAAUAAGAGUCAUUUUAAGUUUUACCGUAUUAAUGUUGCAAGUAUUUUUAUUGAAUUAUGCUGGCGAAACUCUCACUACUCAAACAGAAGCUAUACGAGAUUGCUUGUGCGCUAUUAAUUGGUAUGAAUUUCCACCAAAGAUCCAGAAAGAUAUAUAUUUUAUGAUCAUGAGAGCACAUAAACCAAUUUAUCGAUUAGCUGGACGAUUUUACGUGUUGAAUUAUGAGAAUUUCAAAAAUAUACUUAAAACCUGCUUUUCACUAUUCAAUAUAUUUCGUUUGAUG